Molecule: messenger RNA, 4008 nt
Organism: Gasterosteus aculeatus aculeatus (three-spined stickleback)
Lineage: Eukaryota; Metazoa; Chordata; Actinopteri; Perciformes; Gasterosteidae
Gene: pkp2
Product: plakophilin 2
Biological process (GO): heart development; protein localization to plasma membrane; desmosome organization
Cellular component (GO): nucleus; intercalated disc; adherens junction
Molecular function (GO): protein binding
Source: RefSeq, a predicted model, not a curated record
AGAUGACCCUUUAGAAAAACUAAAUCUGUAUUUUUGUCCACAAAUACCACAAUCACACUGACACUAAUUAACCCAGUUUAAAUAUGUAAAAUAAGUUGACAAAAUAUAAUGUGACACUAGCAGCGAAUGUAAUAGAAGUUGCUCCGUCGUCACUACAAAGUGAAAAUGUAAAGGCCUUUGGCCAAAUGAGAACACACUCCAGCAUGCAUGUCUGGCAUUAACAGUUGGUCUUUGACGCUUUGCAGCUCCUUUCACGGGGAAAAUCCACCUGGGAGGGAAGCACCUCACAACUCAGGCCAAAUAGGGCGGGGCUGUGGUUCAGGGUGGAAAAGUGAAUAAGCCGGCCAAUUCUGACACCUGAGGUGCCAAAUUCACAAGGGUGUGAUGUAAUCAUUCAAACCCCACACCGUGCCCCUAAAUAUGAAUUACAUCAAUAUAUUAUAUUGAUACACAAUGGCUUCAACGUGUUGUGUGCCUUGAACAAAUAAGGUUACGCACUGAAGCACAUGUGAAAGUGAUAUGCAAAAUAAACAAUACCAUAGUUUAGUAUAGUCACAAAUGUAAAAAAAAAAACUACAAUGUUGUAUCAAUACAAAGUUAUUGGUUUAUAACGACAUUUUGCACCAGUCAAGCAUUUUUUAGUCAGGCCCAAACUUAAAUGGCACCAAUUACAUCAACGUAUGAUAGUAAAAAUAUAUUACUUCUGAAAUGCAUUAAAGGAGCGGGGGGGAGUCAAAUACGAAAAGAAUCGACUAAAAUGUUACAGCCGACACCAGCCAGCGGCGACACCUGACACCUCAGGUGCUUCGCCUGUAGCUCCGCCCCUCCGGGCUGCCAGCAAAGGCAGAUCCACCCGCCUCACGCUCACAGGUACAACAAAGCAAAGCCGGUCACCGACCCAGAACCAGCACACCAACCCCCGAAGCGGCCCACCUGGACCCCCCUCCCCACCCCCUUGCUCCUCCUCGACGGACUAUUCCUCUUCUAUUUCGCGCGGUUCGUCCACAAAAAUGGAAGAGCAGUUCUUUAAAUCCGCGUUACCUGCGCAGGACUCGUCCGCGUUGGGCGACAGCAGCCUGGCUCUGCCGGCCGGGCCGAACCCGGCGCGGUCCCCCGCGGCGGAGAGCUCCGUGGACCGGACCCUGCGCGUCCACCGGCAGGUGCAGCUCACGCUGGCCCGGAGGGCGAGGAGGACCGAGUCGAGCGGUAGUCUCGGUUUACAGAAAAGCAUUGCAAAGAGCUUUGAUGCCUCCGAUGGACUUCUACCAAACACGAAGAUGAACGGAAUGGGCCUCACCAACCGCUCUCUCUCAAGCAACAACGUGCGGGGGCCGUCGAGGAGGGUGGAAGUGUCUCCCCCACCGAGCCCCGAGUUGCACCACACGCGCUUCAACCACAGCACCCCCCGCCACGGGACGUACACCCACCCAGGGCGCGCUCGAUCACACGGGCCCAGCGGCGCGCCGGACUACUCGCUCGGUUCCCAUUCAUUUCGCCGCUACGCCUUCUCGGAGGCCCCCUGUGGCACGCGGCGGCUGGCAUCCACAGCUGCCAACGGGACCCUCCACCGGAGGUUACUCAGACAGGCCGCAGCGCAGCAGUCGGUGACGGCGAACGCGGCGUUUCAGCAGAGCGUCGGUUGCGGCUCCCGCCGGAGUCCCGCUGGAGUCGUGACCGGAGCGAUCUCGCCCGAGGAGGCCUGGUUGGCUCGGGUCAGGAGGGAGGGGCUCCGCAGGAUGAACUCGUACCCGCCUUCGGCCACCAGCGUGGAGGUGGACGUGGGCAGGCAGAUGGAAGUGGAAGUCCCCAUUCAGCGGAUUCAUUGUCGGGAUGUCACGCCGCUGCAGUCAGAGAACAAGCCUGCGGAGAUGACGCUGGAGAGGGCCGUGAACCUGCUGACCCAGGAUGACGAGGACACGCUGAUCUCUGCAGCCAGCAACAUACAGAGUCACUGUCUCAAGAGUACUGAUGCCAAAAAGAUGGUGUACUACCUCCGUGGGAUUGGGAAGCUCCUGCAGCUGUUGGACAGCGACAAUGAGGUGGUGCAGUGUGCGGCCGCCGGGGCGCUACGCAAUGUUGUUUACCAGAGCAGCGAAAACAAGAUGGAAGUGAAGGAAAAUGAUGGCCUGGCCAAAAUUUUGCUUCCGCUCAAGAGCAGCCGUAAUUUGGAGACCAGACGAGAACUAACUGGUCUUUUGUGGAACCUCUCGUCUCAUGACCUUUUGAAGGAGUGUCUCUCCAGAGAAGCCUUAUUGGUUCUCACCCAGUCAGUUCUGGUACCCAGUUCGGGCAUUUCUGAGGGUGAAAACCCAAAAGACGAGCUCCUUGCCGAUGCUGAUGCUUUCCACAAUGCCACCGGCUGCCUGCGAAAUCUGAGCUCUGCUGGUCCAGACGGCAGGAAAGCAAUGAGGGAGUGUGAGAACCUAAUUGACUCCCUGGUCUACUACAUCCGCGGCGCCGUAGCUGACCACAAAAGCGAUGACAAGUCCACAGAGAACUGCGUCUGCAUCCUCCACAACCUGUCCUAUCAGAUUGAGGCCGAGCUUCCUGAGAGGUACACCUUACAUCUUCGAGAAUCUCCACAAAACUUGGCUCCCGAGCAGAAGGCCGUUGGCUGCUUUGCUUAUCGCAGUGCCAAGAUCACAGAGCAUUUCGAUCGAACGUGCCCCCUGCUGGAGGAGAAGGCCAACCCCCGAGGCAUCGAGUGGCUGUGGAGCGCCAUCGCUAUCCGCAUGUACUUGUCGCUGAUGGCCCGCAGCGUGCGUCACCACACCCAGGAGGCCGCCGUCGGGGCCCUGCAGAAUAUCACAGCAGGGAACGGAGCGGUGACUGAAGCCAUAGCAUUUACUAUUGUUCAACGGGAAAAUGGUCUUCAGCAUGUCAGGAAGGUGUUUGAGGAGGGAGAGAGUAAUGUGAAGAGGACCUGCAUCUCUCUAAUAAGAAACCUCUCGCGCUACCAGGAACUGCACCUGGACAUUGUGAAGCAGGUGUUGCCAGAGGUGGUCGGGAUGCUUCCCAACGACGACACCGGCACCGACCUGCCUACCGAGGUGACGACUUCUCUCUGUCAAAUCCUGAUCAACCUCAGUCAGGGUGACACGCAGAAAGUCAGGGCCAUCAUCAACCAGGGAGCCCUCCAAAAGAUCAUCAACAUCAGCAGCAAGGAUAAAGGCUAUGGACCAACCAGAGCGGGUCAGGCUGCAUGCAUCCUGCUGCACAUCAUGUGGAAACACAGUGAUCUCCGCGUCGCCUACAAGAAGGGAGGCUACAGGAAAGCGGAUUUCAUCAAUGCCAGGACAACAAAGGCUGUGAACUCCAGAUGAGGCUGAGCUGAAAAUCUAUAACUAACUCAAGCAGCACUUGUUUACGAUAAGAGGUCCCCUGACAUGGCUUUAAAGUUGUACAACAGCAAGAUGUUCAAGAAACGGAUGACCGAACAUACCUGCUUAAACAAUACAUUUAUUUUGUUUGGUUGGCACUCAGACACAGCACUUGACCACUGCCUUCAUGCCUCGUUAUUGGAAAAAUUGACAAAUGAAUGUAGAAACAUUUCCUGAAAAUGCAACGUUUGCUCUAAAUCUUCAUGAUUGUGUAGUUUGUUUACUGUAGCAGCUGAGAAUGCUAUUGUGUCCGUGUUUUUUAUUUUAUUUUAGCCUUUUAGUAAUUCAGUAACCAGAAUUUAAGAAUAUAAUCAAAUAUUCACAUUAAUCUGGAAAGAUGACAAUGAAAUUAACAUCCUAAUUUAUGUAAAAACCAAUUACAUGUGUAAGGAAUAAAUGUUCUUUUUUUAAUUGAAUAAUGUCCUACUGUAACACCAAUCAACAAGCUGACUUUUUGUCAGAUUUUGAUUCUUGAGAUGAAUAAAUUGCUCAGAAUGAAUCGUAUUAUUGACUAUCUUCUGGUGAACCUAAUUCAGUAGAAAAGCUCUGCCAAAAAGAAGUAGAAAAAUGCUUGAUUAUUAUUAAAAAUAUUAUCGUAAAUUUGUAUAAUAAAUCACUCUUAACUUUA